AUGCACGAAGGGUGCAUGGAACCAUCAGACUUGCGUGCCUACUUCGGAGGCGAGAAGGAGCUCGCAGAGGCGCGAGCUGCUGCUGAUGCAGCAGAGGCUCAGGUCGCAACGGCUGAGAAGAAGCCAAAGGAGGCUGUGGAUCCCAUGGAAGCAGAGAAGGAGCGCAUCAAGAAAAUGUCAGUCAAAGAACUGAAAGCAUAUCUCGAUAGGCACAAUACCUCUCAUUCAGACCUUUUCGAGAAAUCAGAGCUACUGGGAAGGGCACUGGAGGUGGCUUCAAAGUCCGCUCCUGAGCCGCCUCCUGGGCCAGCUUGGAUGAAAUCCGGUGAUAUGUGCCGCCUCUGUGGCAAGUCCCAGCAGGAGCAAGGCGGAAUCUAUUGCCGCCGGCGAAGGACAGACGGCCGCAUUGGUGGCUGCAACGAUGGCAUUUGCUGGCGAUGCAUGAAGCGCGCACCGAAGGACUCGUUCGGCAAAGUACGGUGUACGAAGGAAGAGUUUGCAGACCUCGGGGAGGAUGCUUGGUGGAUGCAUCACCAUUGCUUUGAAGAUGGUGAUUGGCAAGAUUACUUCGGCGAACCCGAGCCAGAAGAUGAAAGGUGGCGCCGUACCGGAGAAGCAGCAAGCUGGUAA
Cladocopium goreaui is the source of this 630-nucleotide messenger RNA. Lineage: Eukaryota; Dinophyceae; Suessiales; Symbiodiniaceae. The record is from the annotation of a GenBank genome assembly.